This is a messenger RNA of Triplophysa rosa, 3899 nucleotides long. Its product is annotated as insulin-like growth factor-binding protein complex acid labile subunit. Gene Ontology annotation, molecular function: protein binding. The record is from RefSeq and is a predicted model, not a curated record. The transcript is spliced from 2 exons. Lineage: Eukaryota; Metazoa; Chordata; Actinopteri; Cypriniformes; Nemacheilidae. Bases 1148 to 3211 code for a protein of 687 amino acids.
UCUCGCUUGCACCAUCUAAUGGUCACCAGUGAGUAGUACAACAAACAAACUUGUCAGAUUGCAUAUAAAUACAUCUUCACAUGAUUGAGGACAAGCAGCCUAUGUCAAAGCUGAGUGAAAUGUUAAUAACUUCGGCUGAAUUAUAUAUUUUUAUUUACAUUAAUGGAUUUGGCAGAUGCCAUCCAAAAAGACUAACAUUGCAUUCAGGUUUCACAGUUUAGCAUUACUUUAAUUUCUUCACAAUGACCUUGGCAUUGCUGGCAACAUGCUCGACAAGUUAAGCUACAUCAAAGUGUUGUUAGAUAGUUGUAAUUGCUAGACCCAAUCAAAAGACCAACUUGUUAUCACAUGUUACACCUUCGUUAAAAAUUAUGAAAUAUAGACCAAUUUUUUGUUUGCAAACAGUGUGACGCGAUUCUGUGGGCGGAGCCGAACUGGUGGCAGAAAGCAUCUAAAUGAUCGUUCUUAACUAACGUUACAUAAUUUAUUUUGCAUUUGUGUGUGAUAAACAGUAUAGAAAACCUUACCUGAAAUAAAAUAAACACAGAAAAAACGAGUAUUCCGGAUGAUUUCUUCAGUCCAGCCUGUUCGUUUAAUGGCUUGUUUAGCUUAAAAUGUCAUAUUCAACGACGGUAUUCCAUAGGAAAUAACACCAUACUUUUUGCCAUUCCUAUUCUGACAUUCAAUAACACAAAAACACUUUUGAAAUAAUUAUAUCCUACGUUUCAUUCAUUGCUGCUUUGUUUCCGCUGUUUUUCUGCCACCAGUAUGCGCGCGCAGCUGGCAGUGACGUAACCGUGACGUCGACUCCAAAUUGGUCUAUUACGUCAAAAUAAUCUAAAUGCUUCAAUGAUUUGAUCAUGUGGUUUAUUUGUUUGAAUUCUUAAACAAUCUGUUGUGUAUUGUGUUUGUUAAGCUCCCAGGCUUUUCUGUGGUGAGCUUUCGGUGCAUCUAUGUGGUUUAGUUGAGAUGAGAUUCUUCAUGAAAGGAUGUGACAUCACAGAUGGGGCAUUUUAACUUCAGUUGAUUUGCUGACAGGUCAUUUUCAGAGAUAUGCUUUUGUGACAACUUAUUUCGGGGGACAUUUGACUUUCAGUAAUUGUUUUUCCAAGUCAAACCUUUGUGCUGGCCUUGUGGACAAUUUAAAAUGUUUUGGACUCUGACAAUGGCUUUGGCCCUCAUGGCAGUAGUUGAUGCCUGUCCGGUACACUGCAAAUGUGAAUAUAUUGACAUCAUAACCUGUUCACACCAAAAUCUGCUGGAGUUCCCUCGUCUGCCUCAGGGUACUAAGGAAUUAUAUGCCACACAUAAUAAAAUACAGGCUCUCCCAAGUGAAGGUCUGGAAGAAUUGUCAAUUCUCGAUCUCAGCAAGAAUCGCUUAAAUCUGUCACUGACUUUGGACAGCAUUUGGCAGAACAUGAGCAAUCUUAGCAAGCUAUUUCUGACUGGAAAUGCACUUAUUAUAUUAAAUCCAAAACAAUUCCAAGGACUAGUGAACCUCAAAGUGUUAGACCUCAGUGAGAACUCCAUUGAAGCUCUUCCUCAGAAGCUCCUUUAUGGUCUGAUCAAACUCAAAGUCCUUAAUCUGAAUUUUAACCACAUAUUCAGUUUAUUUUACGGGGUUCUGGAGGGUGCUCCUGCCCUUAUGGACCUCCAACUGAAAAGCAAUAAGAUUGAGAUGAUAGAAAUGGAUGUGUUUGAAAACUGCACCAACUUGGCAAAACUCUAUCUGUCACAAAACAAUCUGAAAAGUGUGAGCAAUAAGAUAUUCAGGGGCGCCACAAGACUGGAUUACCUUGAUUUUAGUCGUAAUGGGCUAGUUGCAAUACCUAUCAGUGUCCUCAGCAACAUCCCAAAUCUCACUAGCCUCUACCUUCAGAAAAAUCACUUAACUAGUAUUCCUGAUGAUAUUUUCUCUGAAAUUCCUGCAUUGAAGCAUUUGGACUUGAGUUAUAAUGCUAUUGUUUCCCUUUCUGGCGCAUCCUUCAGAGGUCUUUCCCAGCUGGGUGCAUUACAUUUGAGUUCCAAUCUGUUACAGUCCCUAACUUCACAAGUGUUUCAAGAUUUAGGCCAACUCAGCAACCUUAAUUUGUAUCAGAAUAAUCUGACAUCCCUUCCGAGUAAUUUGUUCAACAAUUUAAGCAUAUUAAGAGAGCUCCAGUUGGACAGAAAUAAUAUUUCUGUUAUUCCACCAGAUCUAUUUCACCCACUUUAUAAACUAUACGAUCUACAGUUGAAUAACAAUCAUAUCUCUGAGCUCGGCAGAGAUACAUUUAAGACGCUCCGAAAGCUUAACUAUCUUGACCUCAGCAACAAUGACCUUGAAAGAAUUUCAAAGCACCUCUUCCAAAGGACAAAACGUCUGGAAUAUCUAAAUCUGGAGAACAAUCAUAUCCACUCAAUUUCAAAGUCAUCCUUUCAAAGUCUAAACAGACUACACAUUCUUAAACUCGGCAACAACCGUCUGUCCAGUCUUCACAUGGAGCUACUGACUAAUCUUAGUAGUUUACGGGAGUUAUGCCUGAAAGACAACCAGAUAGAAACCAUCCCUGUUGGAUUUUUUGGCGGACUUACAAAUUUGACCAGUCUAGAUUUGUCCAACAAUAAUCUGCAUACCAUGUCAUCUGAUAACUUUAAAGAUCUGUACACGCUGAAAGAAUUGGAUCUGAGCUUCAAUAGACUUGCCGUGCUCCCAGACGACCUCUUUAUAUCUUUGCACAAUCUUCGAAAGCUGCACCUGCAAGAAAACCAGCUGACACGCUUGCCCACCAAAGUGUUUUCUGUUCUAAUCAAUUUGAAAGAGCUCGACUUGGACAAAAACCAGCUCCGGCAUAUCGAUCCGGCACAGUUUGAAGGCUUAGUGAAGUUAAAAGAACUCGAUAUUAAAUCUAAUAAUCUGCAUUCAAUGGAAAAUGGGUCACUGAUGCCUUUAAAAAAACUAAAGCAUAUUCAUCUCGAUGGGAACCUGUGGGAUUGCUCUUGUAAGUCCAUUUUGUAUUUAAGUCAGUGGUUCAAUAAUAAUACUAGGCUGGUGGGAAAUAAAACCAUUAUGUGCUCCUCUGGCCAAGAUCUUUCCUAUCCAGCUCGUUUCCCAUCCUCAUUGUCGCAACAUUGCACAAGUGCUGCCAGUUUCUCUUCACACAUUCAAAAUAUUAAGAAAUUCACAGUAUUCAUAGCAUUCUCCUUGACAUUCUACUUCUUCAUUGUUUAAAUUGCUGUUCUAUGUUAGCUUUCCAUAUGUGUGGUUAAAGUCAGGGCUUGUCUUCAUAUAACGCUUUUUGAUUUAUUGAAUGCAAAUAAAGAGUUUGGUUCCAAAAUGAGAUAACUCAGUAAAAAAAAUCAUGUUUUUUAUUAUGUUAUCAAGUUUUCAUUGUGUUUUAUUGUGUUAGUUAGCUGUAUAUGUUUAGUUAUUAUGGCUUAACUCAAAAGAAACCAACUGCAUUUUGAUAUUAAUUGGAAUGCACAAUAAAAAAAAGAUUUUUGAAAAUGUUCUAAAACGGAGUUAUCUCAUUUUGGAACCAAACUCUUCAAAUGUUGGGCAGAUAUUAGAGAAUUCAUUUAAAAUACAUAACAAUGUAUAUAUAAUGGUGUAAAAUAAACCGCAUUUACAAAACCCUUACUUUUCAGAGAGUGCAUAACAGGAUAAAGCAUUUCAGAGGGCAAAAGGGAAAUUCCACUUACUCAUUUCUAAACUCAUAACUGCCUUUCACUUAUUUGAGUGUUUCGAAGAACCUCGAAUGGCUGCAAGCUGUGGUUGUGUGUUGCUGCAAAACUAGGUUGGAUCUGUUUUGUUCAUAGACACAAGUACUUUAUUUCUUUGAGUUUCCUAUAAAAAAAUCUGAUGACUAAAAUGGUCAAGAUGUAAUACAAACUCAAAUGAAUGCACUGGGUAAAAAUGC